CUCCUCAGUUUAGUACAUAUAUAACCCUCUCCAUCAAUUCUCUGUUCAGCCCAUCUUCCUUUCGCAGAAACCUAUGUCGUCGUUCACCCAGCGCCCGCCGGUCGUUGUCAAUGGAGUUAGGAGGAUGAGAACCUUCCAUUACUUCUGGUGCCAACAUUGUCAGCGAACCGUCAGGCUCGCCACUUCGAACCCGCUCCAGGCAUUCUGUCCCUUCUGCUUUUCUGCUCUGCGUAACGAGCUUGAUAUCUCCAGGCCGAGGAUUCGUUCCGAUGCCCGAUUUUUUGCUGGAAUGGAGACUUCUCAUGCUGCUCGAAUGUUGGACUCUUUGGCCAGCAUUCUAGAUCCCUCUGACAGGAGACAACGGAAUGAGAAUGAUUAUGAUAACAUUUUCAGUAGAAGAAGACUGACACGGUGGGAAUCCGGCCCUUGGAUCACCCUCCAGUUUGUCGAACUACCGCCAACACCUGCUGCGCUACCGGAAAUCAGGGGUCAAGAAUAUCAAGCUCAGGAGCAGGAACAGGGGAUGAUGGAUCAGGUAUUCCUUGACAACAUAACAGAGAACGACCGACCGGGGCCGCCUCCGGCACCUGCAUCCGCCAUCGAAUCCUUGCCUAGGCUAAAAAUAACCCAAACCCAUCUUAUAAACGAUCCGCACUGUCCCAUUUGCAAGGACGAAUUCCAGGUAGAUGGAGAAGCAACAGGGCUCCCCUGCAAACACCUGUACCACUCCGACUGCAUCGUCCCCUGGCUCAGCAUCCAUAACACCUGCCCCAUCUGCCGCUUUGAGCUCAAGGAUAAUAGCGCCGACGAGGAUGAAGAGGAUGAAAAUGACUAUGGUCGGAUAAAUUUCAGUGUAGAAGACAUGGCAAAUGGAUUGAGUUGGCUCCGGAGACAGUUCGUGUGCCUGAGACCUGUCCGAGCAGUUUCAGAUUGGACGAGAUUGUACAUUGAUUUUCUUGACAGCAGAAUCAGUAAUGCAGCUUCUUCUUUAGAGGCCAGAUCCUGGUGGCCCUCAUGGCUCAUUUUAUAGCUGUCCUGUUUUGUAAGAACUAGCAACUCCCCCCACCUGCCUGCAAAGAAAAUGGGGUUUGUUUGUAAAUUGGCAUUUGUUCAUUGAAUUAGGGCAGUUCUCUAAACAAAUGAAAGCAGCAAAUUCUUUUGAGAGUUGUUUGUGUUGCUAUAAUGUUUUCUUCAAUGCUUCUUGUUGUAAAUAAUUAAAAAUGAUUUUUUUUUUUUAAAGGGGGGGGGGGGGUGGAAUGAUUUUCACUAUUGUACUUGUACAUGAAGUAUUCAUUUAGCUUAGAAUGUAAAGAAAUUUGUUUAUUUAUUUAUUUAUUACAUUGUGAAAUGUGAACUUCAAAUGGGUUUGGUUUCAUUUGUAAAUAUUCCACUUAUUUUCUGAAUUUAUUAAAAUUUGUAAACCCUUUUUAUAAAUAACAGUAGAAUUU
Messenger RNA from Rubroshorea leprosula, 1448 nucleotides. Lineage: Eukaryota; Viridiplantae; Streptophyta; Magnoliopsida; Malvales; Dipterocarpaceae. The record is from the annotation of a GenBank genome assembly.